Rhododendron vialii is the source of this 760-nucleotide messenger RNA. RefSeq lists its product as uncharacterized. The record is from RefSeq and is a predicted model, not a curated record. The transcript is spliced from 3 exons. NCBI's taxonomy places the organism in Eukaryota, Viridiplantae, Streptophyta, Magnoliopsida, Ericales, Ericaceae. The coding region runs from base 118 to 546 and encodes 142 amino acids.
GAGAUUUCUCGUUUACUUAACAAUUUUCUCCCAUUGUCUUUUCUCAACUUCCAAAACAAAACCUAUCCCUGCCCUUGUAACCUAAUUUGUAAACAGAGCAGAUCGGGGAGAGAGAGGAUGGCAGGAACGGACUCAACGGAGAAUCACGAGAAAUUCGACUACGAGGAGGAGGAGGAGGACGACGACGACUAUGAAGACAUGAGUGAUGAUGAGGACAUGGCAGCAUCGUAUAAUAUACUUUCUGAAGCCAAUGAAAGUCUUAAGAGGGCGAAUGAAAACAUGGAAAGGCAUUUAGCGGCAGAGAAAGUGGUUGUGAAGCUCAAGGAACAUAUUGCCUUGCAAGACGAGAUGAUUGCAAGGAUCAAAAAAGAGAUUGCUGUGGUUGUGGAACAGACUGCUUGCAGCAAGAAACGGACUGCUUGGUGCAUGGAACAGAUUGCAAAGCGUAACCAAGAUAUUGCAAGGCGUGACAAACGGAUUGCAGAGUUUAGGGAACAGCUCAAAAGAAAGAUAAUCAGAGUUACGUUGGAAUCUUCAGGGUCUUGACAUGAUUGGUCAUAUUAUGUUGCUACAAAGACGGAUCUAGGAUUUCAGUUUUGGGGUACUGAACUCUUAUGAUGCGGAGGUGCAAACUCUCACAAUUUCACGGUUAUCUUAAAUUUAGUUAGUGCACAUGAAGGUUUUUCGGAAUUUUGGUGCUUGAUGUGUGUUUUAUUUCCGUUUCAUUUCUUUGGGUGAUAUUCUAAUUCAGAUGGUGGUU